Messenger RNA from Penicillium brasilianum, 2656 nucleotides. Lineage: Eukaryota; Fungi; Ascomycota; Eurotiomycetes; Eurotiales; Aspergillaceae. The record is from the annotation of a GenBank genome assembly.
CCAUUUUCAUUUUUCAACCCUCUUUCGCUUUUUCCUACCGACCCGUCUUCGUACGCACUCAGAAUGCAAAGCUUUCGAUGGCUUCAACAACGCCGAUGGACAUUUAUUCUCCUUUCAUGGCUGGGGCCAUGGUGGUUUCGGGGGAUCGAACUUCCACCUGGCCUGUUAAUCCUGUUUCCGUGAAGUCUCAAGGGUUUUCAAUGCAAAGCUAACCGAACACAUUCAACCACCGCCAGCACGGUACUGGGAUUUGGGAAUUGAACACCAUUGAUUGAUGAGUGUGAACGUUGAGACCAUAGAAUUGCGUAGCACAGCCUGCUACUCAAAAUCCAGCCAAGAUGACUUGAUCAGCCCCAAGGCAAAAUUAUGGGAUCAAGAGGCACAGCACGAACAUUAUUGGCCAACAAAUGUCAACAGCCCCACCCCACCAGGUGGGGUCGGAUAGUCGAUCAAUCUGGUCGAACGUUCUAGAGCGAAGGAGGAGGUUAUAAUAAAGAUGCGAGAGGUUGCCACAUCCUCAAUCGCAUUACGUUCAUCAAACAUCAUGGACGAGGCCACUCGGGGCCUACUAUCCCAGGCUAUCCGGGAUGCAUUCACGUCGUCCAGCAUAGAUCAUAACGAAGAGUACAUUGAUUCCUUGAUCUCUAAAGUAGACAAUGACAUCCUCCAGGCUCAUCUUGCAAGUCAAGACGGGAAUGCAAGAGAAACCCCGUUACGAACCAGCGGCUCGGUUUUACGGACGCCUCCAGCUUCACCACCGAAAGGGCGUGGUUCCUCUCGGCUUUUGAAUGCCCAGAAGAGGGACUAUGCAAAUCUAACGGGGGCAGAAUCGAGGAAGAAAAGAAAGCGGCAAAUUCCACAGCGUUCAGAAAAAUGUGCUGAUGAACCUUCGCUCGGGUGUACAGCUGCUGAAGGAACGAUCGAAGUGGGUCCUCAGUGUUCCAAUCAUGAGACCUUGUCUGACAGCGAAUAUGUGAAAGAUUCUCGCCCAUUGAAUCUCCCGGCCAACGAGUUCUCGUCCUACCAGCCAGACACCGCGUUUACAAUGAAUGCAAUGGCCUCAAUAUUGUUUGAAUGUUUUGUGGUUAAUUCGGCAAUCGCACGAUACGGUCACCAAACUUCCAUGGCCCCAACAAGGACUGAUCCCGAUAAGAUCCGGAAAUAUGUUGAUGAGAUUGCAGAGUAUGAUUACAAGCAAGCAGUCAGUAUCAUUCAAAGGGACAAUGCUCUGGCAGUUGGCAAGGGUUUGCAAAAUCGAUACAACGAAACAAUCUUCUGGAAAAUCAUUCUCAAGGGUGCUGCGCUGAUCGAUCAUACGAAGCUGCCAUCCGCGAAAGGCCCUGCCGACGGAUUUACUGUAGCGGAGAAAGCUGCGACCAGAAAGUUCAUGGAAGACGCUGGAUACGGAUUGAGUGCACAAAACCAGCGACACUGCCGAAACUUUUGGAAAAACUUAUUCAAAAUGCGUGAAGUCGGAAUCGAAAAAGCCCUCUACUACCGCACCAAGGAAUUCGACAGUUACUGCAAGGGUUAUCCGAAGACCUCAGAAAUCUCACUUGUGGAUGCAAUUCUAAGGUGGGAGACUAAAUACAGACCUCAUAUUGAACAACUAGAGACACGGGCUCUCAGGAUCGGUAAAGGCGAUUAUGCGCGCCUGUGUGAUCUUGAAAAUCCUGAGGUUAUAGAGAGGUUGAAAGUCCGUGAGUCGUCUUGGAACAAUGGCAGAAAUGAUUGGGCUUCCCUUGGCGAAGAAGAAAGCUUCAAGGCAACGGGGCAACUGGUCUUUCCCCCUGAUGCCAUAUGCGCGCCUUUCGAGAACCAUUCGGUCUCAGAAUUUGGGGCAGACAAGUCCGCGUUCACCUUUCUCCUGCCCAAAGACGACACCUUCUUGUUCGUCUGUUCCAUCGUCCCAGUACGCGAGGGAGACUUCCUCGGUAUCUUUGCUGGCCAUAUUCGCUUUUCGACGGACGUGAGCGUCACGCACGGUAUCCGCGGCCCUGUUGACAAUCUGUGGCUAGACUACUCACAGGUUACCGAGACUCGGACCUCAUGGAGAGUUUCUGUGAAAGCCACGAAGUCAAUCAUGCCGUUUGACCCUCUCGUUCGUGUGGCUGCUAAGCAAGAGCAAUUUAUGUUGCAUUCGUCCCCCGAGAAUGCAACGAGAGGCUUUCUCGUACCUUGCCAAACUGACUGAUAAUAGCAUGGACUAACACGAUGUCUGGAGCUAGUCCGCAAUAAUAUGUAUUCCAAAUGAUGUUCAGCCCCGGCUCACAUGGCUAGGUCGUCUUUAGAUUCUAAUAGUAGGAGUAGAUUGAGCAAUUUGAGUGCAGCGGUUCCUAGAGGACAACUGCGAGUCUCUGCUCAACUGAAGCGUCUCUGGUAUCGCCCUGACUGCACCAUGAAUUGGUGGUCAGAGAUAAACAUAGGCUUAUAGAGCACUUCCAUCAGCUCCAGGAACAUGUGAGUCGAUCCGGGGAGCUCUGUUGCUCCUGAAACCCCCGCGCGGCAUCUCCGAUAAAAAUGGGGGAGAGGGGGGCAGUGCAUCGGGCUGAAAGGGAAGACGCAGCAGUUGGUGGGGGCCAGAGUGAAAGAAGGGGGAGGUAAUGAGUGCAAGGCACAUCAUACCGUAGAGAAGAAACGACGUUGAAAGGGCGAG